AUGGAUCCGAUCCAAUCAGAUCGCACCAACAUAAUGUCGAAUAAUAACGACAUCAAUAACCGAUUACCAACUCUGAAAGAUAUCGAAAACCCUAAUGAGAAGACCGUCCAAAAAAACGAAAAAUUGAAAAUGGCCUUCAACACCAAAAAACCCAAAUACCUUCUACGUGGUAACUUCGGUUACCAGGAAGAUUUAUCUAGAAGAUCUCUUCUAAAGAAAGAAUAUAGUCUUUAUAAUUAUUGUUUUUUAAGCGUUUUAAUUAGCUUUGGUUUUGGACUUGUUAUAGGUGUAGCUUUAAUGAGCUCAACUCAGCAAGUCACCUCAAAUUUCGCACCUAGAAAGUUAGCGAGAACGAAUAGUACCAGAGAAAUUAUCACCCGCAAUCUAAAUUCUUUGAAAACUGAAAAUAAUGAUAAUGAAAUUGAUUUAAGUAUCAAGCUUAAAGAGGAAAAGUUUAAAGCAGUAUCAUUUACUGGUGCAGAAUCUCAUAAGUAUAGAAAAGAUGUGUAUCCUAAAGGACUGACGGAAGAUAUGAAAGAUAUACUUAAGGAUAAUAAGGUAUCUCAUCACAAGCACACCAUUACAAGCGUUGUGAAUAAGACAAAUUUUGUUCCUAAUGAUAAAACUAUACUUUUUAAUAAUGUGUAUUGGGGUCCUGAAGUAGAAGAUUAUAUGCCUCAAGGAUAUGGCGAAAGUUCAGCGGACGUUUGGGAAAGAUAUGUUGAACAAAGUGAAGUAGUAAAAAUGGAACCGGGUUGUGGACGUAUGCAAAACAGAUUGGUGACAUUUAAAGAUGGUAUACAAGCGUGCGUAAGGUACAGACAAAACACGGAUCAGAUUCAAGGAGAAAUUUUCAGCUUUUACGUCGGAAAGUUGUUGAAUUUGACUAAUCUAGCACCAUCCGUGGUCAAAGUUGUAGAUUUGAAGGAUAAACUGUGGAAAAAUGUUGCUGCAGAUAUAGCAACUGCGCAAUGGAACACUAACCGUGCUGUUGUACUUACACAGUACAUACCAAGUUUAGAAUCCGCAACAAUACCUGAUAUAUUCAAACCUUCGACAAGACAUCUGAACAAAUACGAUGUACUGAAAAUGUCUUUGAAAGAGAACGAUACAGCAGAAGCGUCAAAACAACUACUCAUAGAGAAGUUAAAAAUGAAAUCCAUGAAACUAUCAACGAACGAAGUUGAAAACUUCGAUUAUAUCGAUAUGGCUUUGAAUAGGAAAACUAUUGACUCUUUUGUUGAGUUAGCUCAAUGGUCUGAUCUCAUUAUAUUUGAUUAUUUGACGGCAAAUUUAGACAGGAUUGUGAACAAUCUUUUUAAUUAUCAAUGGAAUAUAAAUAUAAUGGAUGGACCGGCGCACAAUUUAGCUAGAAAGAUGGACAGUGGACUGCUUUUAUUUUUAGAUAACGAAUCUGGUUUAUUACAUGGUUAUAGGUUGUUAAAGAAAUAUAAUGUUUACCAUAGUUUAAUGCUAGAUAACCUUUGUGUUUUUAGAAAGAAAACUGUUGAUUCACUAAAAAGUCUGUACGAAAAUUCGAUUGGUGCAAAAUUGAGUAACAUGUUUCAUAAAAGAAACAGUGCUUUAAUAAGGGAUAUAUUGCCGCCUUUGCCUGAGAAAAAUUCAAAGAUAUUGCACGAAAGGAUUGGCAAAGUUUUAAGUCAAAUUGAUAAAUGUGAACAGACUUAUAGAUGA
Diatraea saccharalis (sugarcane borer) is the source of this 1695-nucleotide messenger RNA. Lineage: Eukaryota; Metazoa; Arthropoda; Insecta; Lepidoptera; Crambidae. The record is from the annotation of a GenBank genome assembly.